AUGUGCAUUUUUCUUACUGACUCUUAUCUAGUGCGCCUAGGACUAAUUCCACUCACGGCAUUAGAGGUCUUACCCGCUACCCUUUCAAAAAACUUUGUGGGAUCACACCCGUCAAUCUCCGAUGAAUCAAGUAAGGGGGGUAGAAUCCGCUGCUUGUAUGGAUGGUAUCGAAUCAGCUGUAGGAGGAAUAUCCGCUGUGGGACUUCACAAGCUCAUGCCAUAAAAAGUAAGCUCUUUCGGAAGAGAAGGAGUUGCAUAUAUUAUAUAAAGGCUGUUAGCAAGUCAAUUCCUUUACCUAGGGAGAAGGGCCAUUUCGCCUAG
Messenger RNA from Brassica oleracea var. oleracea, 321 nucleotides. NCBI's taxonomy places the organism in Eukaryota, Viridiplantae, Streptophyta, Magnoliopsida, Brassicales, Brassicaceae. The record is from the annotation of a RefSeq genome assembly.